AUGCCUCGCGACGUCUCUGGAUCAUUCAUUCCGAUCACCGAAGUUCUAUUGAACACUCAGGCUAUGAGGAAAGAUUUUGCGCUCACAAAGUCAGGCUCACGCCGGCAGAAACAAGACAUUGGCAAUUACGGGCCUGUUCUCAGCUCUGCAGAGGUAGGAUGGCUCAGUACUGGUCUUCAGGGCCAAGUUGGGUACUUCGGCUAUACCUCCAACUUGCAAGUGGUAUUGACUCUUCCCCUCGUAUCUCCUCACUCUCCUGCGGCGCUACACCAUAAUGAGGCCAACAAUCACAAAGAAAUGGCAGAUCUGGAGGAGUUCCAAGCUCACUUGGUCGAACUCUACUUCACCUACCAAAAUCCUGCUCUACCCAUCAUACAGAAAGAGGCAUUUAUGGAAGAUUUAGUGCGGCGAGAACGAAGUCCAUACUUCUCCAAGUUUUUGCUGCAUUGCAUACUUGCGAGAUCUGCACGAUUGAGUGAUCGUCCGUAUGCUGUUUCGCUUAUCCCUCUCUAUUCCAAACGCAUAAAAUCAGAACUCUUGAACGAGAUUGAUAAUCCAGAUAUUACCACCAUCCAAGCAUUAUGUCUUUAUGGGCAUUUCCUGGGAAGCAUAGGGGAUGACAGAGGCUGCUGGCUCUAUCCUGGUAUGGCAUUUCGGUUGGCAUAUGAUCUGGGCCUCCAUCGAGACUGUUUGCACUUAGUAAAGACGGGAAAAUUAACAGCUCGAGACCGGCAGUUGAGGAUCUCAACUUUUUGGGGCUGUUAUGUGCUGGAUAAGAUAUAUUGUGUUUGUCAAGGCCGACCUAGCACAAUCAAGAUCCAAGAUGUCAGCAUUCCACGUCCCUCAAAAGAUACAGUCGGUUCUCAGCACCAAUUGCUGAGUGCUUGGGUGGAUCUCUCCAUAAUACUUGAUGACAUGAACGCGAUCCUGAAUGGGCAGCCCGGGGAUUUGGAUAAGGACGCCAAUCUGAAAAAUUUGUCCGAUAUUGCAGAUAACCUGCUUCUCUGGUUGAGAUCACUACCCUCAGAUCUUUGCUGGAACAAAAAUUCCUUUCCUUCCCCAGAGGUUUGUGCACUUCACACCCAAGUACUGAUCGCCAUCGUCCUCAUACACCGCCCUUUUGCAAAUUCUGCUCCAUCGACUACAGAAACUCCAACAACUCAUAAGAAACAGCUGCCUGGAUAUUCUGCAGACGACUCGCGCAAUAUCUGUACGCAGAACAGUAUUCGCAUUGCAAAGAUGAUCGAUGCAUUCGGACGACAGUAUGGAAUACAGAAAAUCUUUUCGGUGGCCGUAUACAUUGCCCUCACAGCGGCCAUGACACUGGUCUCCAAUGUCACACAGUCUACCGCACUGCAAAAGCCCCAUCCCGAAUCGAAGAAAGCUCUCGAUGUCUGUCUGGAUGCGUUGAGCGAUUUAAGUCCUUCCUUUCCCACCGCAGGCCGUCACCACGCUAUUCUGAAAUCCAUUCUGAAAUCUUGUGGCUAUCAGCACGAACUCGAUCGUGAUAAAGCUACUACGAAUUCAAUGGGUACUCGAUCUACUCCUCACGUUGUGGACGUCGCGCCACAAAUACAAUGCCCCACAACGCAACGGCGUGACAAAGGGGAACACAACUCAGCCGAGCACGAGAAUUCUGUCCCGGUAAUGACACAGCCAGUGGUCACGGUGGCCAACGUUGGUCGUACAGGAAUAAAAGGCAUGAGCGAUUAUCAGCAGCCCGACCCAUAUGACAAUUUAGACAUGAGGCAAAAUCUACCAGAGAUUUUUACGGAAGACCUCCCCCAGCUGUCCUACCAAAGGUUGUCCAAUGAAUUUGAAACGCUGGACCGUGCUCCGACAUCAGAUUAUAUGGAAUCGAUGCAGAAUAACGGCUCGAUAUAUCAAGGGCAAACCGGUCAUGAACAGCAGAUCCAUGACAAGAUAAAUGAUUUGAUGAUGGAGGGCGGUACUGGGAUAGACCCCAACAUUUGGAAUCUGCCUCCAUUCAGCAGUGAUUCAUGGAUGACCGAGAUGGAGGCCAGUUCACCGUCUCAGAUGUUUGUGAGUGAUGCUUUUAACGUGACGAUGGCCGGCAUGGAAGCUAUGGAUCAACUAGGCCAACCGACUCAUCGAGGCUAUCUGUAA
This is a messenger RNA of Fonsecaea multimorphosa CBS 102226, 2127 nucleotides long. RefSeq lists its product as uncharacterized. Gene Ontology annotation, molecular function: DNA binding; zinc ion binding. The record is from RefSeq and is a predicted model, not a curated record. Bases 1 to 2127 code for a protein of 708 amino acids. Lineage: Eukaryota; Fungi; Ascomycota; Eurotiomycetes; Chaetothyriales; Herpotrichiellaceae. Gene Ontology annotation, biological process: DNA-templated transcription. The transcript is spliced from 3 exons.